ACAACAAACCAAUGUACAUGUAGGAUUGGUCGGUGUUUUCCUUGUUUCUGUGGCGAUUUCUGGUGCAGUGAUAUUUCCGAAUAACUACGUCAUUGAAUGGAUGGAAAGACGUAAUUUUUUUUCCGACAUUGUACGUCUUGUGAGGAACUAUUUUGGGUCCCAAACCAUGCCUGUGGGACACUGGAAGUGCAGGAAUACAGAGUACCCAAGAUCUGAUGGUGUGUUUCGCUUCAAAGUCCCGGACGAUAAAGUCUUAUGGACUACGCCAUUCAUAGAGUACAGGCCGGUCGAAUACACAGCGCCCUCUGUCAAAAGUCAGCCUCCAUGGGCAGACCCAGAGUUACGUGUGCCCAAUCCCCCCACUCUGAAGUGGAAUGCCAUAGAUGGGAAAGUCAACAGGAAAAGUCACAUGGGAAGAUAUGAAAUCCAUGACAAUGUGCCAAGAAACCCUCAAGGUAGAACAGGGAUAAUAGGCCGUGGCUUACUGGGGAAGUGGGGGCCAAACCAUGCCGCAGAUCCUAUUGUUACACGAUGGAAAAGAACAGCAAAUGGGGACAUCGCCGCAGACCGGGAGGGUAAAAAUGUUCUGCAGAUUGUUGUAGUCCAGAGAAGAGACACACAUGAGUGGGCUUUACCAGGGGGCAUGGUUGAUAUUGGGGAGCACAUUUCAGUGACGUGCAAAAGAGAGUUCAGUGAAGAGGCCCUUAACUCCUUGCAAGCUGACCCGGUUGAGAAGAAGAAAAUUGAGCAGUCUGUGGCAGCCCUGUUUCAUGGGGGUAAAGAAAUUUAUAGAGGGUAUGUGGAUGACCCUAGGAACACUGACAAUGCCUGGAUGGAGACUGUGGCCUAUAACUUCCAUGAUGCAGAUGGCACAAGUGUCGGCAAGUUUAAACUAAACGCAGGUGAUGAUGCUAUGGGUGUUAACUGGAUGGAUGUGAGUCGUAACCUGAAACUGUAUGCCAGUCAUAACGACUUCGUCCGUCAGGUGGCCAGGUCACACAGUGCCAGCUGGUGACAUGUAAACAACUCAGAAGCUCACAGUAGAUAUGUAUACCCCAUUGUUAGCCAUUACCAUAAGCCACCGUGUCAUACACAUGUACAUUUUGUAGGUAUAGAUUCUCAUCCCUGUUUUUAUGUGUCUCAUGGUGCCAUUGUUUAGCCUGAAUCUGAACUCCACCACAAUGGACUGACAUUGGGCAUGAUUUAUUGUAUGUCUUAUAUAACCAGGUAGAUAUCCAUUUUCUUUAACCUUUUCGUAUGUUCAAGGGUCAACUCCAAACACAAUUUACACAUCCAGCGUAAUCUGUGAUUGUGGAGAAUAAUUUAUGUUUGGUGGUUUGGACUACAUGAGGGCUUGACUGAAAAUCUGAUGAUUUCGGCUUGAGUGGAAAAACAGCACUACAGUAUGCUUAAAACAUCACCAAAUGAACAUGCAAAAGGUUGAUGAAAUAUGGCAGUUCAUUAUGGGACAGAUUCUGACCUGCCUGAGUAAUGCGUAAGUGUGGUACUUUGCAUAUGGCAUAGUAGCAUUUCUGUAAAAGUCUCCAUACACUGCUGUAUGGCCAUACACUUACUGUGUACAGAGAUGUAAUUUAGUUGUAUGAUAUCAUCGUGAAAACUAGGAUUUUAGAUGUAUAGAAUAUUAAGUCUUUGUUUUACAGGUAUAUAUUUUAUGGCAUUUGGAUUUCAGUGUACAUGCAGUUAAAGUUCCAAGUGUAAACACUUUUGUCUUAAUAUUAUGAUAUAAGAGACUCCUUCCUUCAGAAUGAUCCCAUAGUGAUUCUUUGUUAAGAGACAGUGGAAUUUUGUCAAUCGCCUACCAAGCAGUGUGAGGUUACAUUAGUCAGUUCAAAUUGUAUACUUUAGUCCAUGUAGCUUUUUGGGGUAGUUGAAUGCCGACCCAACGUUGAAGGGAAAUUGCUGUUUUAAUAAGCAUUUAUUAAGUGACACAUUUUUUUUUUUAAUUCUGAUUGAUCCAUCCAUAUUUUAAGGCCAGUUAAUUUUUUUUUUUUUUGUCAAGUCUGAUUAAAUUUAUUCUGAGAAAAAUGUAAGUGUUGGCCUCAAAAGUAUCAUUAUAAAGCCUUCAUGUUCUUUGUAAAGUGCAUUUUUACACACCAAACUUCAGGUAAAAUACAGUAAGCCAACAAAACAUUCAUAAACUGUGCUUUGCACGCCAUGUUUUGCAAGCACAGCACAUUGUACUCACUGCUUCACUGAUAGGGCAUAUGUUGGAGGAGCCAUCCAGCCACCUUCGUUUCUCAACUAAACAUAAGCUAUUCCAUCCAUUUGGGAUGAACUGUUUAAAAUAUUUAUUGUUUUACCAAGAUGUGCAUGUACAUAUAUACAUCAUUACUGUAGGUACGUGUACCAUAUAUUUAUCUCAUUUAUGUAAAAAUUUGACCUGCAGUUCUUUCUCCUACUUGUUAGAAACUCUAACAUGUGUUUAAAGGUAGUUGUCAAGGCUAACUGUAUAGGGCAAUGGACCCCCCUGCAUUUUUUGUUAUAGUUUUUUGUAAGAUCACUGAUUCCUGUGUAUCAGAGAUUUCAAGGUUUAUGUGAGAUUGUACGAUACGACAGUCCUGUUGGAUAUUUAACCCUGUUACAUUGAUCACCGUUACGCAGAUAUCUAUCCUGAGGACUCACACGUCCAGUCACACGUCCAUCAUGUAGUGUGAGUACCUUAUCUAGUAAGACUUUGACAGAUACAGUGUAACAGAGCUAUCAACUCUCGUUGAUCAUUUGAAACAGAGAUAGAUUAUAAUGAGGCGCAGGCUGUGAACCGCACUGGUUUACGCCUGUUUCUGUGUAAUUAGCAUUUGUUACAAUGUACACACGAUCACAUGUGACAUUUUACCUGGUCUUUUUAGCAUAGCUGGAUCAAUCCAUUCCUGCUCAGAGCAUUUCUGCACAUCCAUUCAUCAUUUGCAUUCAUUAACCUGGAUGGUUGUAGACACGAGCGUUAAGUAGAUGGUAUCAGAUGUGUACAUGUACAGAUGGUAUUAUAAAUUACAUGAUAAAAUAUAUAUAAACAAUUACAUCUGUAAGUGAUAAGCAAUCAUUGAGAUGAUAAAACCAGUGCACGAUACAAAAUGUUUGGUUCACGAAUCAGAUAUGGUUUGAGAUUCUUUUUCUUUAAUUUUAUGUAGCAGCUUUUAGGUUCGUUUUGUAAGCAUGUUAACAAACAGCUCCUUCUAACAAGGCAUCAUUGUGAACAUCCCAAGAUUGUAGGUAUCCCUGUACCCUUUCAGUAAUUAGGUGAUAGGUCACUUGUCUCAUCCAGGUGUCAGUUGACUGUGAUUAUACAAUAUAAUUUACUAUAUGUGCCUUUAUAAUAAUAUUCAUAUCCUGUAUCAGAGAAAAUGUUUUGUCAUAUUUCUUCAGACAGUGUUUCCGUAAGUUACACAAAAUGUAAAAUCUGCCGUGCAUAUAUUGAUAUGGAUUACUUUAAAAAUGAACAAGAAACUGUAUUAGCUACACUUAUUGAUAUAAAACAAUAUUCAUGCAUUACUGUACAUGUAUGUCUUUUACAUUUCAGAUUUACUAGUGCCGACUCUCUAUGAAAGUGUUCAGUUUUCUUUUCUUAAUAUAUGUCAUUACUUAUUGUGUAUUACAGGAUAUAAUUUGUUACAUUCACAUUAUAUUACCAAAAAUGCUAAUGAAAUAUCCAUUGCCUUUUUUUUAUAUUUUCAAAAAUAAUUUUUAUACGAUCUCCGGAAAUUGUAAUUCUGUUGUUGGAAAUUAACUUCAUAUUUAGACAGUUAAAAUUAUAACUUUAAUGGACUUGACAUUCACAACAUAUUUAUCUGUAUGUAUGUGUGUGUGUGUGUUGUGUGAAACACCAAGAGGGCACGGUUAGGACUGCUUCAGCUUGCCAUACCAGAGGAGGUUCUACUGUGACACGACGCAUUAUAACAUGUAUAUAGCUUUUAUACCUUUCCUCUCUCAAUGUAUUAAACCAACAGGUUAUCUUCUUUCUUUCUAGAUUAAUUAUUGCUCCAACCAUGUCAACUUGAAAUGUGACUAUUUUUUGCACAUCAGUACUGUGGAAUAUUGUGUGAAUUAGAAUUAGCAAAUUCAGAUGGUUUAGAUUAAGAUAAGAUUAUGAUACGAGCUAAAUGAGCUAUAUUAAACCAAGGUUUUCCCGGUAGAACAGACAGAUCAUUGAAAUAACGUCUUUGGUGAUUAUGUUAAUGACACAUGUACCCUGAAGUACUGCUGAAAUAAAUUAUCAGUGCUAUAAUGAGAGAACUCAUUUGUUAAGGCUAGCCUCAUCAUGGUAUUAUUACAUAUAUUUGGGAGUAUGUAUCAUUAUAUGUCUGUGUCAGUGUAGUAGGCCUAAUGUACAUGAGUACACAGUUAGUUCUCGUAAAUCCUUACCUAGCUGUCCUGCCUCUCUAGACCAAUUUCCACGAUACAUAUUAAACCAGAACUGUUCGCCGCCGCUUGUGC
Messenger RNA from Liolophura sinensis, 4449 nucleotides. Its product is annotated as ADP-ribose pyrophosphatase, mitochondrial-like. The record is from RefSeq and is a predicted model, not a curated record. Lineage: Eukaryota; Metazoa; Mollusca; Polyplacophora; Chitonida; Chitonidae. Gene Ontology annotation, molecular function: ADP-ribose diphosphatase activity. The transcript has 8 exons. Bases 101 to 1015 code for a protein of 304 amino acids.